ACACUGCAGGGCCCAAUCAUUGUCAAAAGCGGAAAAAAGAGGAUUUUCAAGAAAAAGUCGAAUAGACUCACCUACGAGCAUAAGAAGAAGAGGAAAUCGAAUUAUGUAUGAUGAGCAUGAGUCGAGUCACAAAAAAGGGCUAUGAUGAGCCUUUUUAGAGUGAAUUUCACGGUUAUGAUGAGCUUUUUUCUCCUAUUUACAAGAUCGAAUUCAAGUUUUUUCUUACCGAUUGUCUUAUUAUUUUUCCUUUUUUCUAGCUUCUUGCUUGCUACCUUCUACUCUCUCUGUUUUCUACUGGGCUCUCUUGAGUUCUGUUGGGGCUUUCUUGAAAGGCUAGCUUUAUCUAUGGGUGGUAAGGCUCUUUCCUUUUUUCUCAGAGGAUUGGGCUGCUCCGGAGCGCUGUCCUUGGCGAUUGCAUGGUUUCUUCAAUUCUGCAUUUCUUAAUCCUCAAACAUGAUGUCUCCUUUGGGGGCCUCUGGCUCAGGAUCAUGUGAGGGCGCUGGAGGAAGUCGCUUCCGUUGGGCUUCGAAAUUAGCAGAUGUAUUUGGAAGUAGUUCCCCUGCUAAUUCUGAAGCCGGUCUCAACCAACCGGCCCCGGACUCUCCCAACCCUGGUGAACCCGCAGCCCCUCCUAUUGCGGAGCCUUAUCAUCCCUUACAGGAGGAUGGAGAGAGGCUAAGGGAGCUCGCGGGGAGCCUUACGAUAAAUACUAUCGGGUGUCCCUUGCCCGAGGCUAUUUCUGAGGCAGUUCUUAAGGCCCAAUUCCAAACGGAAUUGAAAAUCGAGGAAGCCCUUCGUUCGGACAGAGUGCAAGACACGUCUCUUUUUGAGAAAAGGCACCUGAUUCGGGGGGAGGUCUUCUAUUUCAAAGGGAAGCCCUUAUCCUUGGAAACCUACUUGGACCACCUAUCUCAGAUAGAGAACUCUGGGACCCAUCGCAGCCUGCCUUAUAAAAGGGUUUUGCAAGCGAUUGCUCGACAGCACUUAGAUCUGGUCUUUGAAGGAAUGAAAAAAAGGAGAGACUGGUAGAGCUCCUCUUUGUUGGCGGCAUUCUCUCUUUUAUCUAUCAACCAUUUCAUUAUGGAACUUUCUCCCCGAGCUGCGGAACUAACAAGUCCAUUAGAAAGUCAAAUUAGCCACUUUUACAUGAAUUUUCAAGUGGAUGAAAUCGGUUGAGUGGUCUCAGUUGGGGAUGGGAUUGCACGU
Molecule: messenger RNA, 1206 nt
Organism: Solanum pennellii
Lineage: Eukaryota; Viridiplantae; Streptophyta; Magnoliopsida; Solanales; Solanaceae
Exons: 2
Coding region: 454-1029 (191 amino acids)
Source: RefSeq, a predicted model, not a curated record